Messenger RNA from Pteronotus mesoamericanus, 2482 nucleotides. RefSeq names its product cyclin F (gene CCNF). The transcript is spliced from 17 exons. The coding region runs from base 38 to 2482 and encodes 814 amino acids. Gene Ontology annotation, cellular component: centrosome; cyclin-dependent protein kinase holoenzyme complex; nucleus. NCBI's taxonomy places the organism in Eukaryota, Metazoa, Chordata, Mammalia, Chiroptera, Mormoopidae. The record is from RefSeq and is a predicted model, not a curated record. Gene Ontology annotation, molecular function: protein binding; cyclin-dependent protein serine/threonine kinase regulator activity. Gene Ontology annotation, biological process: mitotic cell cycle phase transition; regulation of cyclin-dependent protein serine/threonine kinase activity.
UGAGGCUGCGGCGGCUGAGGUGGCGGCGCAGGUGGAGAUGGGGAGCGGCGGUGUGAUCCACUGUAGGUGUGCCAAGUGUUUCUGUUAUCCUACAAAGCGAAGAAUAAGAAGGAGACCCCGAAACCUAACCAUCUUGAAUCUCCCAGAAGAUGUGCUCUUUCAUAUCCUGAAAUGGCUUUCUGUUGGGGACAUCCUAGCAGUUCGAUCUGUGCACUCCCACCUGAAGUACCUGGUAGACAGCCAUGCCAGUGUGUGGGCAUGUGCCAGCUUUCAAGAGUUGUGGCCUUCUCCAAGGAACCUAAAGCUCUUUGAAAGGGCUGCUGAAAAGGGAAAUUUUGAAGCUGCUGUGAAGCUGGGCAUUGCCUACCUCUACAAUGAAGGCUUGUCUGUGUCUGAUGAGGCCCGUGCAGAAGUAAAUGGACUGAAAGCCUCUCGCUACUUCAGCCUCGCGGAACGACUAAAUGUCAGUGGUACGCCUUUCAUCUGGCUCUUUAUCCGCCCUCCAUGGUCAGUGUCUGGAAGUUGCUGCAAAGCUGUGGUUCAUGAGAGCCUCAAGGCGGAGUGCCAGCUACAAAGAACUCACAAAGCCUCCAUACUGCACUGCCUGGGAAGAGUGCUGAGUCUCUUUGAGGAUGAAGAGAAAAAGAAGCAGGCCCGUGACCUGUUUGAAGAGUCUGCUAAUCAGGGAUGUUUAACCAGCUCAUACCUCCUCUGGGAAAACGACAGACUAAUAGAGAUGUCUGAUCCCGGGCGAUGCCUCCACAACUUCCGGAAACUCAGGGACUAUGCUGCCAAAGGCUGCUGGGAAGCCCAGCUGUCUUUAGCCAAAGCCUGUGCAAAUGGAAACCAGCUUGGACUAGAAGCAAAAGCAUCCAAUGAAAUAGUCUGCCAGCUGUUUCAGGCCUCCCGCCCUAUUAAUAAGCAGGAGGUUUUUUCUGUGCAGAAGGGACUCAACGACACAAUGAGGUACAUUCUAAUCGACUGGUUGGUAGAAGUCGCCACCAUGAAGGACUUCACAAGCCUUUGCCUUCACCUGACUGUGGAGUGUGUGGACCGGUACCUACGGAGAAGGCUGGUUCCCCGGUACAGGCUCCAGCUGCUGGGUAUUGCCUGCAUGGUCAUCUGUACCCGGUUCAUCAGCAAAGAGAUUUUGACAAUCCGGGAAGCCGUGUGGCUCACAGACAACACGUACAAGUAUGAGGACCUGGUGAGGAUGAUGGGAGAGAUCAUUUCUGCCCUGGACGGGAAGAUUCGAGUCCCCACUGUGGUCGAUUACAAGGACAUCCUGCUGACUCUGAUCCCUGUGGCACCAAGAACCCAGCACCUGUGCAGCUUCCUCUGCGAGCUCUCUCUGCUGCACACCAGCCUGGCUGCCUACUCCCCAGCCCACCUGGCCGCAGCCUCCCUGCUGCUGGCAAGGCUGACACACGGGCAGACACAGCCCUGGACCACUCGGCUGUGGGACCUCACUGGGUUCUCCUGUGAAGACCUCAUACCUUGUGUCUUGAGCCUUCACCAAAAGUGCUUCCAUGAUGAUGUCCCCAAAGAUUAUAGACAAGUCUCUCUGACCGCAGUGAAACAGAGGUUUGAGGACAAGCGCUACGAAGAGAUCAGCCAGGAAGAGGUGCUGAGCUACAGCCAGGUGUGUGCAGCUCUGGGAGUGAAACAGGAGAGCCCAGAACCCGCAUCUUUCCUCAGCUCAGGGGAUAUUCACUCCUUCCUUAGCUCUCCCUCUGCAAGGAGAACUAAGAGGAAGCGGGAGAACAGCCUCCAGGAGGACAGGGGCAGCUUCGUUACCACACCUACUGCAGAGCUGUCCAGCCAGGAGGAGACACUACUAGGCAGCUUCCUGGACUGGAACCUGGACUACUGCUCCGGCUACGAGGGUGACCAGGAGAGCGAGGGCGAGAAGGAAGGCGAUGUGACAGCUCCCAGCGGCAUCCUUGAUGUCACCGUGGUGUACCUCAACCCAGAACAGCACUGCUGCCAGGAAUCGAGCGAUGAGGAGGCCUGCCUAGAGGAUGAAGGAUGCCAGGACCUACAUGCCGUGGUGCCAAGCACCCAGACACCUCCAGUCCCAGGACCCAAGCCCCCUCUCUGCAGCAGCAGAGAACUGGGCAAGGACAUUACAACCUCAGGAUACUCCUCCAUCAGUAGUGUGAGUCCUACAAACUCAGUGGACUGUGGCCUGUCCCAACCUACCUCAGCAAAGUCCCCAAGCAGUGACUCAAAUGUACAGCCUUGCCACCAUCAUGCCAGGAAAUCGUGUUUACAGUGUCGUCCCCUGAGUUCCCCAGAGAGCAAUGUUCCCCAGCAACAGGUAAAAAGGAAAAAUCUAUCCACCCCCAGCAAGGAAAAGCAGGACAUGAACUUGGGCUUCCUGAAUGAAGCUGUGAGUAUGUCAGUGCUUGCCACAAUGAAUGUUUGUAGAAAUGGGGCUGCUGCUGCACUAGCGAGGAAUGGAGGCACUGGAGAUGGAUGA